Molecule: messenger RNA, 1671 nt
Organism: Patella vulgata (common limpet)
Lineage: Eukaryota; Metazoa; Mollusca; Gastropoda; Patellidae
Product: fucose mutarotase
Exons: 7
Coding region: 82-537 (151 amino acids)
Biological process (GO): fucose metabolic process
Molecular function (GO): racemase and epimerase activity, acting on carbohydrates and derivatives; fucose binding
Source: RefSeq, a predicted model, not a curated record
ACUUCACCUUGAUCACAUGACAAUCAUGUGACUGCCACUUUUCACAUUUGUCAAUAUAAUAUAAAGCAACAAUUUAUCAAGAUGCCAUUAAAGAAUAUACCAAAGGUAUUAUCUCCUGAACUCUUAUAUGUGUUGGCUGAUAUGGGACAUGGAGAUGAUAUAGUAUUGGCUGAUGCUCACUUCCCAUCUUCAGCAAUAUGUAAAUGCAAUCGUGCAAAGUUGGUUAGAUGUGAUGGUUUACCUAUACCUCAACUAUUAGAAGGUAUAUUGCAGUUGUUACCUUUAGAUCCUUAUGUACCACAACCUGUAGGUGUAAUGGAUCCAGUACCAUCAGAUAAAGAUAAGGGAAUAACAAAACCACCAAUAUGGGAUACCUAUUUCAAUUUGAUUAAUAAAUCAGAAGGGAAAGAGAUAUCUGUAGAGAAAAUUGAAAGAUUUGAAUUUUAUGAGAGAGCUAAGAAAGCUUUUGCAGUAGUUCAUACAGGAGAAACAGCCAUAUAUGGAAAUAUAAUAUUGAAGAAAGGUCUUGCUUUAUAAAAAUUUGUCGAAAGAAGGGUGUUUAAUUAAAAAUAGGUUUAAUUUCCAAAAUACAUAAUUAAUUUGACAUUGAUAAUUUGUUUUUUAAAGAAGGGUGUGGUAUUAAUACAUAAUAAAUCUGACAUUAAAAUUGUAUAUAUAGUAGAGUGUGCUAUAUUAUAUGGUUUAAUAUAUAAAUAUAACUGUAAGAGAAUUGAAGCUAGAAGAAGUAAAUCAUUAAGUUGUGUAUUUUAUAAUGAUAUAAAUAACAGUCUGAUUAGGAUCAAUAAUAAAACUGUUGAUAUUUUGUGUGGUGACAAUGUGUCUUCUCUGAUAAUCUAAAAACAAUAUCUGAUAAAAUUAGGUAUUGGACUAUUUCAACAAUUAAUGUCAAUUUAAUCAUUUUGAAGCUUUUAUAGGUUAUAUAUAUGGGGGUCACAGAUUUUUUGUGCAAGUUUUACUAAGCAAUAAUUAUUAUUUUUUUAUAUAACAUGAUAGGUAGUUAAACUAACUAAAAUGUAAUUUUUGCAUUUAUAUCUUACUUUUCAUAUAAAAAAAAUAUAAAGGAUAUAUUUUCUCAACAGCCUAUAUAUACGUAACAAACUAUUGAGAAAUAUAUUCAAACUACAGAUAAUAUGUGUUGCUAAAAGAAGAUACCAUGUAAACUAUUAAACCUUAUUGAAUUUCCAGGACGGAGGGCCUGACAAGGACAGCUGUCUAGUCGUUCGGAUGGGAUGAAAAACUGAGGUCCCGUGUACACAUUGCCAUGCACGUAAAAGAUCCCUUGGCAGUUGGAAUUCAAUAUAAGAGUAGGCGAUAGUGCCGCUGCCCGGGCAAAAUUCCCUCAUAGCGCACUGUAUGGCGUAUGCCCGUCUUCAUUAGCCCAGGUUAGGAGCAGAACAGUAGGACGUUAAACCCCAUUUCAUUUCAUUUCAUUUAUUGAAUUUCAAAUCUAAAAAUACUAUUACUUUCAGUCUAGAAAUACUUUAUUUUAUAGGUCAUAAGAAAUAUACUUUAAUCUGAAAAAAAAAAUAUUCUCAGGUUUGACUUACUGUAUUGAUUUAGUACUUCAAGAUUGCAAUAUAUCAUUUAACAAGCCUUGUGAUUAUUUAAUAAAAAUAAAUUUGAUAUAAUAAAAAGUAAUAUUUUAUUACA